GGGUUUAAGGUAAGGCCUUCUACUUACGUUACGGUGCAUUUGGAAUCCAAUCACAGCACUGGAAACUUCAUUUGCCUCCAGAUGUUACGCCUGGUUUUAACGGAUUAUAUGUUUUAACUGAAAGAUUUGAAAGAUGCCAUACUUCAUACUGUUUACAUACCGUAUAGUCGUCCUCUUCACAGUAUUACUUGUGAUGACAGGCAAGGUAAGGUCUACCAGUGCCGUAACAAACACCCCUGCACCCACAAAUGUGACCACUAAAUCGACCACGGUUACCAGUGGAACUACAAACUCUUCAAACCCCAACUCCGCAAACCUCACUGCACGCACAAAUGUGACUACUAAAUCGACAACGGUGACCAAUGGAAAUACAAACCCUUCAAAUCCAAACUCCACAAACACCACUGCAUCAACAAAUGUGACUACUAAAUCGACAACGGUGACCAGCGGAACUACAAACUCUUCAAAUCCAAACUCCACAAACACCACUGCAUCCACAAAUGUGGCCAAUACAUCGACAACGGUGACAAGUGGAACUACAAGCUCUUCAAACCCAAACUCCGCAAACGCCAUUGUAUCCUCAAAUGUGACGACUAAGUCGACAACGAUGACCAAUGGAAAUACAAACUCUUCAAAACCAAACUCCACAAACACCAUUGUAUCCUCAAAUGUGGCCAAUACAUCGACAACGGUGACCAGUGGAACUACAAGCUCUUCAAAACCAAACUCCACAAACACCACUGCAUCCUCAAAUGUGGCCAAUACAUCGACAACGGUGACAAGUGGAACUACAAGCUCUUCAAACCCAAACUCCGCAAACGCCAUUGUAUCCUCAAAUGUGACGACUAAGUCGACAACGAUGACCAAUGGAACUACAAACUCUUCAAACCCAAACUCCACAAACACCACUGUACCCUCAAAUGUGACGACUACAUCGACAACGGUGACCAAUGGAAAUACAAACUCUUCAAACCCAAACUCCACAAACACCACUGCACCCACAAAUGCGACUACUAAAUCGACAACGAUGACCAAUGGAACUACAAGCUCUUCAAACCCAAACUCCGCAAACGCCAUUGUAUCCUCAAAUGUGACGACUAAGUCGACAACGAUGACCAAUGGAACUACAAACUCUUCAAACCCAAACUCCACAAACACCACUGUACCCUCAAAUGUGACGACUACAUCGACAACGGUGACCAAUGGAACUACAAACUCUUCAAACCCAAACUCCACAAACACCACUGCACCCACAAAUGUGACAACUACAUCGACAACGGUGACCAAUGGAACUGCAAGCUCUUCAAACUCAAGCGCCACAAUUCCACUCACAGCGUCUUCAAAACCGAGUGGAUCUUCUAACCUGACAACCCCAUCAGCCACGACAAAGACUGAAAUGGCGCCCAUUACGUCGACAUCGUCCUUUACAGAGGUGCCUUACUUCGGAAAUUUGGUGAAUCAGACCAUUGCGAUCAUUACCAGUCUUGUGCUGAAUGCAAACUUUUCAAAGAUUGAAAACAACAGUACACGCAGGGAUGAUUUCUGUGCCAGUGUGAGAGAAGAGUUGACAGAACAUUAUAACAACAGUUUUGGAUUUCUGCGGGUGGAGAUCGACAAUCUGACCGAGGGCAGUAUCAGGGUACACUACAAGAACCUGUACCGUGCUACACAAGUGGUUCAGAACUUGACUGCUGCGAAAAAUGACUCCAGACGUUGUAGGGACUCACUUCAUGGCGCCACACUUAACGGAUACAACGUAACAGAGCUAGGAGAUGAGGAUAGCGACGAACAGUUUAAUCAAGGUGUGACGCGAUUGGCCACUUGUUGGAGAGGUUAUCAAUUUAAUAUUGGGGAAAGCUUGACAUGUAAGGCGAUCUGUACUUUGCCUAAGAAUGCUUGCGUACAUGGCACGUGUCAGACGACUGUGGAUUUCAAACCCACCUGCAGGUGCCCUGAGAACGACAGUUACGUGUACAGCGGCAGACAUUGUGAGACAAGACAAGUCCGAGUGGUCGCACCGCCUUGGAGAGUGAUAGCAAUAGCAUGCGCUGCCAGUGCUGGGGCUGUCCUCUUAAUACUGGUCAUAGUCACUUGUUGCCUUUGUAGGCGGCGAGCAACAAAGAAAACCAAGACUGACAAACUGGACUCCCCGAUGACAAGUUUUGCCCGACUGCCGAAUUUGACCGAACCCACAGAGGAAGACAAUGAGACUGAGCUUAGUUUGGCCGACAAUCAAGACCCGGACUAUAUUAGGCCGAAAUACGAGAAUUCCCCAACACCGUGGAUGAGACGGAUUGAAAGCCUUGACUUCAGUCGAAUGUCCGUACUACCCCGGCCUCAGCUAACUUUCAGACCUGUGGCACAAGGUGACAUGGAACGGAGGUACCUGCAGCUGACCUAUGGUACGCGGUUUGAUGGCAGACGUAAUACGUACGAAAGCUUACAGCAGGAUUAGCGAUGGCAUGAUUACUGUGGCCAAGUUGGCGUUAGCGGCACUGGGUUCACCGUGAGAAGACGUGGGGACAGGCCAAGACAGUGUACACACUUAGUCUGAAUAUUUUGUAUUUAGGUCUUACAUUUAGCAUAUAUUCAUGCAGCGAGAUUCCAUUUUGAGUGACAAAAACAGGUAAUUUUUGCAAGGCCUAUUUGCGAUACCCGCAGUCAUAUUCAGGAGUUUCAAAACAGGUUUCAUCAGAAUUGUUUCUGGCGUUGCGCUGUAAUAAUAAAUAGUGCAUUUUGUAGUAAAGAUAGCUGACAGUUUGGGUUGCAGUAUAUAUUUCAGUACAUGACCAAUUCCCUUUUUUCUAUAAAUUUACAGCCAGUGGCGUACGUAAGCAGUGCGCUUUAACACUGCUGUAAUUUACACCUUCGUCUUUUUUGGCAGCCAUAGAGCUGUAAAUGUACGAACACAAAUGUAAUACGUAAUAACAUGAGAUAGACGAAUAUGGGUCACUGAAUGUAUCAAUAAUACAAUUCUGCGGAUCGCAGGGCCUACUUUUUUGUACAGUAUUUUUUUUGUAGAUCUACCUGUGCUCCCUUUGUUUUCGUCAAGUAUUUAAGAUAUAUAUAUAUAUAUAUAUAUAUAUAUCGUAGAAUGCAGCCAAAUAUUAUGUAUAUAUGCGGACAAUUUAUAUAGAUAAUAUAUGAGACAAUAGCUUAAUGUCAUACAUGUACUUCACCUUGUUUUUUCCCCUUUGUCGAAGCAGUUAAGGUUUUCUGGUAAUUACACCCACUAUGUUAAUACAAGGGAGUUAACUUUUACCACCACAUUGUCCAAAAGUGGGUUAUCUUCCUGUUAAUUGGUGAAACGAAUAAUGCAUUAAUGACUAGUUGAGCCGUUCUUUGGAAAAUGAUAAAUGCAGGAGCUCCAAUCCAGUCUGUACACUUAACGCAGCUGUAUAGGUAUGUGCCAUAUACCAGGCUCUUACACAUAUAUAAUAAGUAAAGACAUGAAACGUACUUCAUCUUGAACCAUGGGCAUAAUGUCUCCAAAAUUCAUGAAGUAAAGCUGCCGACUUUUCCGAACGUUUCCAUACAGAGGACGAUUCUCCGCAAGACCGUCGUACGCGUCUUUACUUACCAUGACAAGUCACAGAUCAAGUUUUAUGUUUCUGUCAAUUUCGUCAAUGUUUGACAAAAUGAUGUCAGUUUGAUCUUCUUAAUGCACUUUGACAGUUUUCCAGACAUAUUGUUUCCCAAACGGUUUGUUAUUCUGAUGGUGUAUAUUGUUACUGAUGUCAAACCUCCCCAUAUGGGAGGCUUUUGCUUUUAUUCAUCUGUGGCCAUCUGACUUUAGUCUCUGGAAACCUAUAUGGCAUCACACACUACUGUGGUGUACACUGUGGAUGCAGAGGUGUACACUGUGGAUAUUGUGGAUACACACUGUUGAUACAGGGGUGUACACUGUGGAUACUGUGGUGUACACUGUGGAUGCAGAGGUGUACACUGUGGAUACUGUGGAUACACACUGUUGAUACAGAGGUGUACACUGUGGAUACUGUGGUGUACACUGUGGAUACAGAGGUGUACAGUGGAUACUGUGGAUACAUACUGUUGACACAGAGGUGUACACUGUGGAUACUGUGGUGUACACUGGGGAUACAGAGGUGUACACUGUGGAUACAGAGGUGUACACUAUGGAUACUGUGGUGUACACUGUGGAUGCAGAGGUGUACACUGUGAAUAUUGUGGAUACACACUGUUGAUACAGAGGUGUACACUGUGGAUAUUUUGGAUACACACUGUUGAUACAGAGGUGUACACUGUCAAUACUGAGGUGUACAUGGACUGCAAUUCAUUAGUCAUUCUCAGCCCAUUCGACCGGGCCAGCUGAAAUAAUGAUGGAAUGUGGCGAGUACAAAGUUGCUUAAAGUACACAUAACACUGAAAGUGAUUUCAUGUGAUGGACCUUUCACUUGAGAUGAGCUGUAUCUUGCAUUUUAUUUUAUUUUAUUUUUUAUUUGGAUUACACGGUUGAACUAUGCCCUUCGCUUUAUUGUCAUGGCAACUCACCAUCUGAGUGCAUGGGAAAACGUUACAUUCACUAUGAGUCAGCCUUAAUUCAUGUUUCUUUUCUGACAUUUAACUUCCGCUUUGGGCAGGAAGGCGGUUUUAAUAAAGACGCAUUACAUGUUCUUGUGUCAUCUACCCGUUUCUACAAAUGGAAAAACUUCAUGGCAAAUGCCUGAUCAGAAAUUUUUUCGUUACAAAUAAAGAGUGUAUUUAAACCGCCACACCAAGUCCACUGGAUA
This is a messenger RNA of Liolophura sinensis, 4751 nucleotides long. RefSeq names its product mucin-2-like. Gene Ontology annotation, cellular component: synapse. The record is from RefSeq and is a predicted model, not a curated record. Gene Ontology annotation, biological process: cell projection morphogenesis. Lineage: Eukaryota; Metazoa; Mollusca; Polyplacophora; Chitonida; Chitonidae. The coding region runs from base 134 to 2455 and encodes 773 amino acids. The transcript has 11 exons.